Messenger RNA from Pygocentrus nattereri (red-bellied piranha), 2006 nucleotides. RefSeq names its product sodium- and chloride-dependent GABA transporter 2-like. The transcript is spliced from 15 exons. The coding region runs from base 83 to 1888 and encodes 601 amino acids. Lineage: Eukaryota; Metazoa; Chordata; Actinopteri; Characiformes; Serrasalmidae. The record is from RefSeq and is a predicted model, not a curated record. Gene Ontology annotation, biological process: sodium ion transmembrane transport. Gene Ontology annotation, cellular component: membrane.
AGGGUGGAUUAGGAACCCAAACAUGAACUCAUUAUAACUGUAUAGGAAAGCCUGACAACUUCUGGAGCUGUUUUCUUAUACAAUGAAAGAUAUAACUGAAAGUCAAGAAAGUGGUCAAGAAAGUGAUGAGAAGAUACAAGAACGAGGUCAAUGGAGCAGCAAACUGGAAUUUGUGCUGUCUGUUGCUGGCUCUAUCAUUGGCUUGGGCAACAUGUGGAGAUUCCCAUACUUAUGCUACAAGAAUGGAGGAGGUGCCUUCCUCAUUCCAUACCUCAUUUUCCUGUUCACCUGUGGGAUUCCUACGUUUGUCUUGGAGACAGCUUUAGGCCAGUACACCAGUGAGGGAGGCAUCACUUGCUGGAGGAAAAUCAGCCCUCUCUUUGAAGGACUAGGCUAUGGUACACAAGUGAUUGUAUCCUUACUGAAUUGUUACUAUAUUAUUGUUCUGGCAUGGGCCAUCUUUUAUUUGUACUACUCUUUCUCCUGGGACUUGCCAUGGUCCUCAUGCUGCAAUUCUUGGAAUCUAGAUACUUGUAUGGAGUUCCAAAGGAAGAAUGAUUCUGCCAACUUCACAUUGACUGCAAAUGCCACUUCUCCUGUUAUUGAGUUCUGGGAGAGAAGGGUGUUGCGGCUCUCUCCAGGUAUUGACCAGAUGGGCUCUGUGAACUGGGACCUGGCCUUGUGUCUGCUUAUUGCCUGGAUCAUGUGUUACUUCUGCAUCUGGAAAGGAGUGAAAUCAACAGGAAAGGUUGUGUAUUUUACCGCCACCUUUCCCUACCUCAUGCUUCUGGUGCUUCUCAUUCGAGGCCUUACCUUACCAGGGGCAGUGAGGGGCAUCCAGUUUUACCUGUACCCUGACGUUGGGCGUUUAGCUGAUCCACAGGUGUGGAUGGAUGCAGGAACCCAAAUUUUCUUCUCAUAUGCCCUCUGUUUAGGGAGUCUAACAGCACUAGGGAGCUACAACAAGUACAACAACAACUGCUACAGGGACUGCUUGGCUCUCUGCUUUCUAAAUAGUGGAACAAGCUUUGUGGCUGGCUUUGCCAUCUUCUCCAUUCUUGGUUUUAUGUCAUAUGAGCAGAACGUACCGAUUUCUGAAGUGGCCGAGUCUGGUCCUGGUCUGGCCUUUAUUGCAUACCCCAGGGCUGUUUCAAUGAUGCCCUUCUCUCCUCUGUGGGCCUGCUUCUUCUUCAUCAUGAUAAUCUUCCUUGGACUGGACAGUCAAUUUGUGUGUGUCGAGAGCCUGGUCACAGCCAUAGUGGACAUGUAUCCAGCUGUGUUUCGGCGUAAGAACCGUAGGGAGCUGCUCUUGUUUGUGGUGUCCUUCCUCUCCUUCCUUGUGGGUCUCAUCAUGCUGAUGGAGGGUGGGAUGUACGUAUUCCAGCUUUUUGACUACUACGCAGCCUCAGGCAUGUGUCUGCUCUUCAUGGCCAUAUUUGAGACUGUUUGCAUUGCCUGGGUCUAUGGUGCUGAUCACUUCUAUGAUAAUAUAGAAGAUAUGAUUGGCUACCGUCCAGGCCCUCUAAUUAAAUACUGCUGGAAGUUUUUUACCCCAUUCACCUGCAUAUCCACCUUUGCUUUUUCUCUCGUCAAGUACACACCUCUGAGAUACAACAGUGUGUAUGUGUAUCCUUGGUGGGGUUAUGCAGUAGGAUGGCUCCUUGCUCUGUCCUCCAUGCUGUGCAUCCCCUCAUGGAUGAUCUUCAAGAUUGCCAGCACAAAAGGAACUCUAAUAGAGCGCCUCAAAAUUCUUACUAAACCAUCAAGUGAUUUACCCAAAACCAAGAAGGAGGAAGAGAGGCUGCUGGCUAUUUUUACUGUGGGGAACUCAGCCUUACCUCACAAGGACGACAUCCUCCCAGAGCAUCUGAAGGACACUAAAUUUUAGAUUUUUUUAUUUUUCACUCAGUCCAUCUGUUUGACUCUUCAUCAACUUCAUCUGCCUGAGAAUACUUCAAGUAGGACAGACAAAAAUAAAAAAAUAAAAUAAUUCUGAGGAACAAGAA